ACAAAUAUAACACAAUCCCCCAAUUCUCUCUUUCUCUUUUCUCUUUUUUUUUUUUCUCUCUCUCUCUCUCUGAGCUAACUUUAGAAAGGGAUCCCAAUGUUGUUGCACCCCACCAACCGCCAUUUCUUCAGCUGAAAGCUUCUUUCUUUCUCUCUCUCUCUGUCUCAUGCAACAACCAGCACACCCUAUGUCCCAUUACUGUAGUUAGUGAUUAUUAGCAAAAGAGAGAGAGAAAGAGAAAAAGGAGGAUACUUAAAUAUGGAUGUGAGCAGAAGAAGAGUUGGAGUUAGAAGCAGUGUGGUUGCAGGGUCAGUGUGGGAAACCAGAAUGAAGAGUGAUCAAGUUCGAGGUGGAGUUAAGGUUUUCAAUGCAGAUGAAAACGGUUCUGAAGAAGGUGGCACCGCCAGAUUCAAGAGAACUCAAAUUGGGGUUGCUAUUCCCACCGGAAAGAGGAAAACUUGGAAAUCAGAUAGCCCUGACGGAUCAGAAAAGACCCCAAUUCACAUUGCCAGAGGAAAAACAGAGCAACAACAGAGCAAUACCGUUUCCUCUGAUGAAAUCACCCCCAAGAAGAGCCCAAUUCUGGUGAGGAAGAAGAUUAUCAGGACCCAAGGGGCCAAGGAGGUUCCUGUUGGUGGAAGAAGCAGCCCAAUUCAGGCUUCUAGAAAGCUAAGAUCUGAAGAGCAAGAAGAAAAAGAAGAACAGAAUGGGAACCCAGAUUCAGUUAAGGCUGAGGAUCAAUCUAUGAAGGGUGUUUCUGAUGGGAAUGGAGAAAGUUCAAUUCAGCCGAGGGAGACAGAAUCAGAAUCCAAUCGUGAUUUGGCUGAGGAAUCAAUUAAUGGGAUUGAUGAAUCAGGAUCAGGACCAGAUGGUGUUUGUGGAAAUGUCCUAACGGAUGAGAGUUGCAAGGAUUUUGGUGUGUGCCAGGACAAGGUCAUUUCAAGCACUUCAGACAAUGCAGAUGAAGAGGAAGAUGAAGAUGUGGAUGAAGCUGUUGAUAUUGAGAUGGAGAAGAAUAGCUUUGUUGUCAAGGAAAUCAGUGUACCGGAAUCCAUGGUUGCUAAUGAGCCAGAAAAGAAGGUGAUUGUGAAUGAACCUGAAAAGAAAGAGAUUGUGAAGGAACCAUUAAAGAAGGUGGUUGUGAAGGAACAAGAAAAACACAAGAUUGUGAAUGAAUCAGAACCUAAAAAGAUUGCAACUACACGAUUUCAUCAAAAGAAUGAGAGGCCAGUGUCUUCCCCUAUUACUGUGAAGCAAUCUCCUCCAGUUAGAAGACAAUCCACAAUUUAUCAGAAUUUCCCCAAAACUAAUUCAAUUCCAAAGGCAGAAGCAUACAGAAGCUUUCCACAAACCCAGAGCAAAUUGCAGAGUCUAGUGGAUUUAAUCAUGUGGAGAGAUAUCUCAAGAUCAGCAUUUAUGUUUGGGACUGGAACAUUCCUUAUAGUAUCAUCUUCUUAUGCAAAGGAUAUUAACCUGAGUCUUAUUUCAGUAUCUUCCUAUUUCGGUCUAGUGUAUCUAGCUGUUAUCUUUCUCUACAGAUCUCUAAUUUGCAGGGGAAUCAUAGAUGUAGAUAACACAAAUUAUGUGCUGGGAGAAGAAGAAGCCAUUUGGUUGCUAAAGUUGAUUCUGCCUUACUUGAAUGAGUUCCUGUUAAGACUUAGAGCUAUGUUCUCUGGAGAUCCUGGUACCACAAUGAAGUUGGCAGUUUUGCUCUUUGUUUUAGCCAGAUGUGGCAGCUCCAUAACUAUUUGGAAGAUGGCCAAAUUCGGCUUCUUUGGAGUAUUUACCCUGCCAAAAAUCUGCUCCUUGUAUUCUACACAGAUAACUGCAUAUGCAAAUUUUUGGAUUCGUCGAUUCCGGGACGCAUGGGAUUCAUGCUCUCAUAAAAAGGCUGUGGCUCUGGGCAUCUUCGGCCUCGUAUGGAAUUUGUCAUCAGUUGUUGCACGCAUUUGGGCAGUGUUCGUGCUAUUUGUGGCGUUCAGAUAUUAUCAACAACAUUAUUUGGUGAAAGAUGAAUGGGAGGAAGAUGAAGCAGGAUGUGAUGAAACAUGGCAUGAACAACAUGUUGGAGUGCAGAGACAAAGGCGUGCACCUAAUUUAGUUGUUGACACACACAAUAAAGUAAAGAAAGGAUACUAAUAAUUUAUAGUGUGUGUAUGUGUUGUGGGUACCACAUUUAGCAGCCUUACCCAUUGGCAGAGUGACAAUAUCUUUUUUCAUUUUCUACUUUCUCAAAUUAUUUUUCUUUACCUAUAUCUAUAGUUUUUUAAGUUCCAUAUAUUAUAUAAUCUUUUAGUCAUUACAAAGAUUAUUCAAGUUUAGAAGGAAAAAAGAUCCAUAAGUACAAGUGGAAAUGAAAACCCACUUGGAUAUUUAUGGUUUGUAAUA
Molecule: messenger RNA, 2388 nt
Organism: Arachis duranensis
Lineage: Eukaryota; Viridiplantae; Streptophyta; Magnoliopsida; Fabales; Fabaceae
Product: reticulon-like protein B21
Exons: 9
Coding region: 259-2139 (626 amino acids)
Source: RefSeq, a predicted model, not a curated record